UAAAAGAGCAGGGACCCUGCACAGUCUGAGAGCAGCAGCAGAGACAGAAAGAGAGAGAAAAUAAAGGAGGGAAGGAAGAGAAGCAGGAUCCUUCUGCAUUGUAUGGAUUGCCUAUUGGAACAAGGAGGGGCAUGUAGAGGGAGGGACAUUGGAGAUUCCUAUCAGUGUGUUUGCGAGAGCAGGAGAGAGAAACGCAGAGUGUGAGGGUGUGUGUGUGUGUGUGUGUGUGUGAGGGAUUGGACUCGUUGGACCUGUGCGACGGUGUCUCUAUCGGAAGGCUUCAGAGGCAGUCGGGGAGCUGUUUGAGCAGUGACUCGCCUCAGCGCCUCCUCUGUGCCGGUGCUCUGUUGUCAUGCUCAACGCCUGAUGCGCUCAGAGGACACAGGCUGCCCGGGAGACAGCAAGAGGGGCGUGAUGGCCGGACGCGCCCUGACUCGGUCAUGCAUCUCCAGAUAUCCGCCCGAGCUUCUGUUGGCUUCUCCUCCUGAUCCCCUUCAGCCCUCAUCGAUGUCCUUCCUGUGCGUCUCCGAGAGGCUGCCCGCCUUCCUGCUGCCGCGCUCCCUGAAUGGAUGCUGCUGUCAACACACAUGUGUGGCUUGCGGUGAGAGCCCAUGAUCUGGACUGGACUGCGUAACAGAGCUCUGGGUGUACAGUGCCAUGCUGCUUUAGGGUGACACUGAUGCAUUUUUAAAGACUUCACCUUUUCAGGUUACAGCUGCUGUUGAUCACAUUCUUGAUGACGUAUGAUGCGGGGAAGUUGUUAUUCUGAAUUGAAUCAAGAUUUUUUCUUUUUUUUGCUCUGAGUGAAGAGGAUUGACUGAGCAACACAUGAGAUGGGGGUGCUGCACAUAGAAAUAAGGUCAAAUAAAUAAUUACCAUCAGGAGUGAGGCAUCAGACAUCAUAAUGAAGAUUUAUUUGCCUCAGUGGCUGCAUACAUAUGCAGUGGAUAGGUUUUAAUUGGGUGUUUGCUAGGAACAAAAGAGCUGAUUGGACUGCACUGUCAGUGUGCUGAAGGUUGUCUGAAGAGUGGAUUUCUUUUCUGUGUCCCAGAGAAAUUAAAAUUGCAGUGAGAGAAGAAAUCCGUGACUGAAAUUAAAAUCCGAAACAAAGAAAUAGGGAUUUGGGGGAUGGAUGAAACCAACAGCCCCUCUGCUGUUGUGUCUUCCAAGGAGAAACUUAAUCUCCCUCCAUGUAAGUUUUUUGUCACAGUCGCGCUGUCAGAUUCUUUCACAUCCCAACACGCUGGCAAACUGUCAGUUGCUCAUCUCGCUCUGUCUGGUUUCAUUCAUCUACUGUGUGUCUACUGAAGCCUGACCACAUGAGCGGAGGCGGCGCCCUGCAGCAACGCACCACCUACCUCAUCUCCCUCACCCUGGUCAAGGUAGAGGCUGUGGAGGAGAAUGGAGGGGAGGCCAAGAAGAGUGCCCAGGGGAAGGAGGUGGAGGCCGGGCCAGGAGGAGACGAGGCCAGGGCGGGAGUGGAGGCUGAAGGUGAAGCUCCUGCCCAGACUGAGAAUGGAGCCGGAGUGGAUUUAGGACAAACACAAAGGGCCGAGGAUGCUGCUAUUUUGAAAGAGGGGGAGCUAAUUAAUGAACUCAAAGAUGGAGAAAGAAAACCCCUCAGUCCCCUGAAAGAUAAACCGCCCUCCACUGCUGUUGUCCCGAGUCCAGCGAGCGAGAAGCCACCGUGCAACCUCUCAAUCCCCUUACCUGCUGAGAGAGUGACGAUUCAGAAGUCUGCAGAGAUCGAUUCAACACGAGUCGAGAAGACACUUCCCACCCCAGAGGCAAAGCAAUGCACGUCCCCAUCACUGACCACAACACCCCCGACAGAGGUGAUCGAGCCCAGCCGCACCCCAACCAGGACCAGCCUCCCUAUCCGCCCAGUGGGCCAGCGUCCUGUGAGUCUGCUGAAGUCCCACAGCAGUGCGGCCACCCGCGGUCGCGACACCAGGGAGGGUAGAGAGCGCAGCCCUACCUCGGCACAGAGCCUCGACCGCAAGGACUGUCGCAUGCCGACGCGCUCACCGGGCCCCUGCAGGGCCUCGUGGGCCGAGGCGAGCAGGCCCGAUGGGUGGAGGGACCUGCGGGAUGAGGCCCAAGCUGGAAUACCUCUGGAGAUUGGAGGUGGCAUGGCUGCAGUGAUGAGAGACAUGCCCAGGAAGGACAGACUAAAGACAGGUUCGGCCUCCCUACCGGCGCCCCCUACACAGGCCUCCAAACCGGCACGCAAAGGUAAAAGCCGCACGCUGGAUAACAGUGACCUGAACAGCCUCUCUGAAGACCUGGGGCUGGCCAGGGAAGCCCAGCAGGCGCAGCAGGGCCAGCGAGGCUCCGCCAAAGACAGGAAGAUGCUCAAGUUCAUCAGUGGCAUUUUCACAAAGAGCAGUUCGGGGGCAGCGGGGUCAUCCUCCACAGCGCCUCCUGUCUACAUACAGAGAGACUCCAGUGAGGAGGAAGUAAGUAUUGCCAACACCCAGGAGUGGACGCUGAGCAGAUCCAUCCCAGAGCUGAGACUGGGCAUUCUGGGAAGUCAAAAAAGUGGCAAGUCAGCGCUGGUGAACAAAUACAUCACAGGCAGUUAUGCUGCGGUCGAGAAGCCGGAUGGUGGCAGGUAUAAAAAGGAAGUGGUGGUGGACGGGCAGAGUAAUUUAUUACUGAUCCGGGAAGAAGCUGGUCCACCUGAUGCACAGUUCUGCAGCUGGGUUGAUGCAGUGAUCCUGGUCUUCAGUCUGGAGAACGAGGCCAGCUUCCAGGAGCUCUACCAGCUCUACAGCCAGCUGAGUGCACACCGCACAGACAUCCCAGUCAUAGUGGUCGGCACCCAAGAUAAAAUCAGUAGCACCAACCCCCGUGUGAUUGAGGAUCAGAGAGCCAGACAGCUGUGCAUCGAUGUGCGUCACUCGCUGUUCUACGAGACCUGUGCCACCUACGGGUUCAACGUUGACCGAGUGUUUUCAGAGGCUGCCCAGAAGAUUGUAACUCAGAGGAAGCAGGCGGCGCUGCAGGCCUGCAAGUCUCUUCCCAACUCUCCCAGUCACUCUGGAGGCUCCACGCCUGGAUCCGCAUCGUUCCCCGGCCAGGCCAGUAACGGCCAGAAUAGCGGCUACACCUGCUCCCUCCCCUCCACCCCUGUGGUCGGUCACAGAGAGCUGCGCAUUGCAACGGGAGAGGGGGGAGGCAGUGUUAACCGUGCUCUGAAGACCAUCCCCAGACGGCCCUCCCUCUUCAAGAACCGGGACCCGGAUAAGAAGGCGGGCGACGGCAAAGGAGACCUGAGUGGCGCGCGGGGCGUUCCCAUCAAACAGAGCAUCCUGUGGAAGAGAAGUGGGAGCUCGCUGAAUAAGGAGUGGAAGAAGAAAUACGUCACCCUGUCCAACAAUGGCACGCUGUCUUACCACUCCAGCUCCAGUGACUACAAUCAGAAUAUCCACGGAAAGGAAAUCGACCUCCUGCGCGUCACGGUUAAAGUUCCCGGGAAACGUCCUCCGAGAGCCGUCGCCCCCGCGGGCCCCUCACCCGUCCCCCCCGGCUCCGUGCCUGGAGUCAACGGGCUGAGUAAGGAGCUGACAGCCGCUGAUAACACCAGUACAGUUCCUCAGCUGUGUCCAGCCACCCUCUCCGUGGUUGAAGACCGGUCUGGUGGUUUGUCGCCUCAGGGAGGAGAGAGAGGACUUCAACGCUGCGCCUCCUCGUUGUCCACCAAAGCACAAAGUGUCGAUGCACUUGAAGGAGCCGCCAGUCCUUUCUCUGGAAAAGACCCCGGUCAGGCAUCUCCCAUGAGCGACAGGAAGAAGAACAGGAGGAAGAAGAGCAUGAAUCAGAAAGGAGAUGCAGCCGUUGGGCAGGCUGAAGCCAAACGCAAAAUGUGGAAAUUAAAGAGCUUUGGUAGCUUGAGAAACAUUAAUAAGACAGACGAGGAGAAUUCAGACUUUAUCAUCGUGUCGUUCACCGGGCAGACGUGGCACUUCGAGGCUCCGAGCCUGGAGGAGAGAGACUCGUGGGUGACGGCUAUAGAGAGUCAGAUCCUGGCCAGCCUGCAGUCCUGUGAGAGCGGCCGGAACAAGGCUCGGCGGAGCAGUCAGAGUGAAGCCGUAGCACUGCAGGCCCUCCGCAACGCCAAGGGCAAUGGCCUCUGUGUCGACUGUGAAGCGCCAAAUCCAACCUGGGCCAGCCUCAACCUGGGCGCGCUGAUCUGCAUCGAGUGCUCGGGGAUCCAUCGUAACCUGGGGACUCACCUGUCUCGCGUUCGCUCGCUGGACCUGGACGACUGGCCCGGAGAGCUCACGCAAGUCCUGGCCGCCAUCGGAAACCACAUGGCCAACAGCAUCUGGGAGAGCUGCACCCAGGGGAGGACCAAACCCUCGCCUAAUGCGACCCGUGAGGAGAGAGAGUCGUGGAUUCGUGCGAAGUAUGAACAGCGGGCGUUUGUGGCGACCCUCCAGCCGCCUCCGGGGCCACAGCUUCCAGAGGACAGUAUGCCGGUGUGGCUGCUCUCCGCGGUGACUGAGCGAGAUCUGCCCAGACUGCUGCUCCUCCUGGCCCACAGCACCAAGGACCAGAUCAACGCUCAACUGGCCGGGUCGACCUCACUGCCACGCACGGCCCUGCACGCUGCUUGUCAGCUGGGAGAUGUAGUCAUGACCCAGCUGCUCGUCUGGUACGGAAUCGAUGUGAAAGCAAAAGACAACCAAGGGCAGACGGCCAUGAAGCUGGCCAGAAAAACAGGGAGCAAAGGCUGCAUCGAUAUUUUACUCCAACACGGCUGUCCCAACGAGACGUCCCCGCCCACUGCCACGCCCGUCCUCGCCCGCCGGUCCAGCACUGCCAGCCUGGGCCGAACCAGCUCCAGGAAGCGGUUGACAUAGCGCGAGCCGAGGCCGCUACCUACGGAGGAGCUGGUGCGACGUGCUGGAGGAUGCUUAUUGUUUAGAAAAACCUUUUAAAACAUGGACACAGCAGGACUUUGGAGAGGGUGACAGGACUUUAUCAUAGUAUUAGGAUUUAAAAAAAUAAAAUAAAAUAGUUUCUGAAGACUGAACAACAUAUCAAACAACUUAAAAGCAAUAUUCAUUCAAUUUGUUGACAGAUAUAUUGCUGAAAUACUGUGUUGUUGUUGACCUCAUUUUAAAAUGACUCAAGUAGAACUUUGUAGCCGUCUUCUGUAAUUUUAGAGCAGACGCUCCGACUGCUUCUGUUUUCACUUCCUCCAGGAGAAGUGCAAUAAUCCAGCUAUGAUGACGAGAAAAAAAAAGCAACAAGAGUUUCAGAGUGUGGGAUGACUGUACGGUCUCUGCUGUGAGAGAAUCAAUACAACGAGAGGGUGCUGCUUUUAUUCCAAUUAGUUGUGACUGGACCAAAAACGGCGAUUAUUUUUUCUUUAGGCUUUUACGAAUAAAACCUACAGUAUGUCAUGUUGUUAGUUGUGUGUGCCUGUCGCAGCAGUAUAAAGGUCAGUUUUGACGAUAUAAACUUUUUUCAGUGACGAAUCUCGCUGAAAUAAUCCUGCUUAGACUAGAAAAAUGAAUGGUUUGGAAUAUGUCAGUGUUAACUCUCACAGGUCAAAGAUAUGGCGUUUUAUUAUACUGUAAAUGUAACUAUACUACAUACUUAAUGUUAAACUGUAACAAAGACACAACUGAAAGAUCAAAGAUUCAAUUUUGUAAAUGAUUUCUACUGGUAGUUUUGACAAUAUGUCGCGUUUGUUUUGUUUUCAUUGUCUCUUAUAAUUUCGUAUUCUCCUACAUAAAAGCGUAGACCAGUAAACAAACGCAUUUUACGUAUGUACACAUGUGGCCAUUGUUUAAAAGGUUUAUUUGGGGAUGGCCAGAUGACGGCAUAAAGACAUUAUUCUCAUUCAUAUUACUGUUGUGUAGGUCUAUCCCAUGAGUUUACAGUGAAGUAUGAAGAGUUGCAGAUAGUCAUUGUUACUUCUGACACUUUGUGGGUUGUGUGAAUCCUUCAUGAUUUAAAAGAAAUGGUUACCGGAAAUAAAUAAACUUUUUUUAAUUAGCAUUA
This is a messenger RNA of Dicentrarchus labrax (European seabass), 6018 nucleotides long. It is a transcript of the gene agap2, whose product is annotated as ArfGAP with GTPase domain, ankyrin repeat and PH domain 2. Gene Ontology annotation, cellular component: nucleus. Lineage: Eukaryota; Metazoa; Chordata; Actinopteri; Moronidae. Gene Ontology annotation, molecular function: protein binding; GTPase activator activity; GTP binding. The coding region runs from base 1320 to 4868 and encodes 1182 amino acids. The record is from RefSeq and is a predicted model, not a curated record. The transcript is spliced from 19 exons.